AUGAACUGCGGCUCCGAUUCGUCGGUAGAGUUCUACGCGAGCAACCGGCAAAGCUCUCUCUAUGAGCGCAAGGUUUCUAAAGAUAGCAGAACAUACACGCCAGAAGGUCGGGUGCUUAUCAACGGCAUGCCAGAGACACAGGAAUCGCCCGAUGAUAUGUGGCGUUCGCUGAUAUGUAAAGCGAUCACUACCAGGGUUAUGAAGGACGUGGAACCACAGCAAUCCGGUCCUCUGGCCGUUAUACGUCGGUUCUCAUCACGUCUCGGAUAUCGCAACCCACGCCGUUACGAGAAGGAAACCGAGAAAAAUGAAGGUAGUCGUGAAACCAACGAAGAUGGCGAAAAUGGCGAGAGUGGCAAGGAUGGUGAAAAUGGCGAGGAUGUUAAGAAGAAAGAGAAGCACGUUACUAUAAUCAGAGUGAAAACAAUGCGUCGGAAAGAUAGCGAAGAUGACAAAGAGCACAACGGUGAUGAGAGCGAUGAGGUUUGUCUUUUGUUGAAGAGGAAUGCAAUAAGCAAACUCGCGAAUUCAAAAUAUUCUUCUUGA
Molecule: messenger RNA, 546 nt
Organism: Ostertagia ostertagi
Lineage: Eukaryota; Metazoa; Nematoda; Chromadorea; Rhabditida; Trichostrongylidae
Source: the annotation of a GenBank genome assembly